This is a messenger RNA of Pundamilia nyererei, 2713 nucleotides long. RefSeq names its product nyctalopin (gene nyx). The record is from RefSeq and is a predicted model, not a curated record. The coding region runs from base 336 to 1778 and encodes 480 amino acids. Gene Ontology annotation, molecular function: protein binding. Gene Ontology annotation, cellular component: plasma membrane. Lineage: Eukaryota; Metazoa; Chordata; Actinopteri; Cichliformes; Cichlidae. The transcript has 5 exons.
ACUCUACCCAGGGGAUUUGACUGCCAUUAAGAGAUGGCUUUUUGAUGUGUGUUUUCUAUCACGAACGCAGACAGGCACACGCACGCGCAUUUGGUGAAGUGGGGUGGAUGAAGGGUAAAAAAAUGCAGCAUUUUUUGUUGGGGAACCGUGGCAGGCAGAAGCUUCUGCUCAGCUCGCUCAGUGAUGCUGUUGAAGGUGCCCUUUGUGGACUGACAUGGGAUGGACACAUGCAUGACUAUUUGGGCAGUGACGUUUGGUACACAUGGAUGCAACUUUGUGGAAAGAGCUACAGACCUCCAUUAAUCCUGGCAUGUCCCAGAUGAGCGGCUACAGUAAUGACUGUCAUCAUUUUCACUGUCUCUGUGCUUUGCCUGCUGCCUCAGGCGGUGCUGGCACGGUGGGCUUGUGUUCGCGCCUGCCCACCAUCCUGCACCUGCACGCAGGAGAAGAGCUGCAGCGUGCUCUGCGACCGCUCCGGCCUGCCUGAGCUGCCCAAAGAGUUUCCGUGUGAGGCCUCCGCCAUCAACCUGGACAAAAACAGGCUCAAGUUCUUGUCAGAAAGGGCCUUUGGUACUCUGCCCUCCCUCAAGUCUCUCUCUCUGGACCACAACAACAUCUCCUUCAUUACCCCAGGAGCCUUUAAGGGCCUCUCGAACUUGGUGGAGCUGAAAAUGGCGCACAACGAGUACAUCAGCUACCUUCACACACGAACUUUCACAGGGCUGAAGAAGCUGGUGCGCCUCGACUUGUCCGACUGUAACCUGUUCAGCAUCCCCGAUCGUAUCUUUAUAGAGCAAACGGCACUGAAGGAGCUGCUCUGUUUCCAAAACAACUUCAGGAGGAUCCCGGGGGCCAUCAGAGGCAUGGAAAACCUGACUCACAUCUAUCUGGAGAGAAACAAGAUAGAGGCAGUGGCCUACAACUCCCUGCUGGGCCUGGGUAGCCUCAAGUACCUGAACCUCCAGGAGAACCGCAUCAACGUGAUCCAUGAGCAGGCCUUCCAGGACCUUACACGGCUGGAGAACCUUUACCUCAAUGACAACUUGCUGUCUGAUUUGCCCAAGCUCGCCUUCAAAGGCCUCAGCCGGCUCAAGAUGCUCAACCUCGGGGGUAACCAGUUGACCAACCUGUCCAAGACCUGGUUCAGUGACCUGGUGGAGCUGGAGGUCCUGUACCUAGACAGGAACCAGCUGCUAUACAUCGAGGAGGGCACUUUUGAGAACCUGACCAGCCUAAUCACGCUCCACCUGAACAGCAACAAUCUUACCACCCUUCCCUUCCCUGUUUUCCAGCCCAUCUACUUCCUGGGCCGGCUUUACCUCUUCAGAAACCCCUGGGAGUGUGACUGCUCCCUUGAGUGGCUGAAGGAGUGGAUGGAAAACUACAAGCUGGUGCGGGACAUCCCCUGCGCUUCACCUUCCUCUGUGGCCGGACUGGAUCUCGGUGAGGUGGUCUUCGCCAAGGUGAACGGCACAUGUGUGGACCCCGCCGAUCUCAACCUAACUACGGCCUCCUCGGAGAUCACCUCCACCACAGAGAACCGCUUCAAAAGCCUCAUUUUCACACUGAUCCACCCGGAGUUCGGGGAUCAGAUGGGGAACGGCACAGAGAGCCUCCGCAACGGGACCCUGAUUGAGAGCGAGGAUGGGCAGCUCUCUGCAGGGGUCACAGGUCAACGGGCCUGGCCAAGCGAGUCUCUUUUUUGCUUCAUUGUGAUGUGGCUCAGCUUGGGUUUGAUUGGCCAGUCAGAUCUAUUUUUCUCUCUGUACUGCACGUGAGAACAGUGGAGAUGAGAUCUGCUUCAUGACCCACAUGAGGAACAUGGGAAGCUUUUUUUAAAAAAUGCUCCCGAGAUAAAAGAUGGUUUUAUUUACUCAUGCGAAUAUAAAAGGGUUGCUAUUCAUGUUUGCGUGUGUUAAUGCUCUGAUGUAGGAUUUUGGGAUUGUUUCCCUGGUAAAAUGCAAACAGGGGAAACUGAAUAUUUUCAGGUAAGAAGGACUGGAUGUGGUUUACCAUACUGGUUAUAGAUUAAAGAUUUAUAUAUACUACUUCAUAUGUGAUCAUGCUCCUCCUCGUUCAUAUACAAAUCUGUACAGCGGCAGGAUUCAUCUGUGCAAUUGCAGUGGCAAUGAAACUCAAACUGUGUAAGCUAACAUCUAGUUUUUUUGUUGCAUAAGUCGUCAUUUUAAUUAUGAUGUAAUAUUCAUAGCGUUACAUAGUCCGACUAUUUUGUUUUUGUAUUUUGGUUCACAAUGUUAAAGGAGAUGAGAGCUCCCGUAGUUAUCUCCUAAACACACGUCCGCUCUUUUUUGUGUGUAGGCUCUGCAGCUUUUCCACAAAUGCAUUAAUCUUCUUACCGCACGCAGCUCGGUGUCGUCGCUGCUUGUGUGUGCUAUAAAGUAACACAGACGGACUUUAUCUUUGCCUCUAGUGCAUGGGUAUAAUCUCUCUCUAUACAGGGACUGUGGUGAGUCAUUGCCAUAUAUUGUGGAUGGAGGGGGGGCAGUGUCAAAGCAUGUUUAAUGCAUAUGUACACACUUACACUGUUGUGCUUUGUGUGGCUGACAUACCAUAACACAGGCGACUGCUUUCUUUCUACCCCGGUGAGUGUGAGUAGUUUGGUCAGACAGCCUGUGGUGCAGUUCAGUUUUGUUAUUAGACACAAUGCUCUGUCAAAAUCUAUUUUUCUAAAUAAAAUAAAUAAUUAAGCUUU